Phlebotomus argentipes is the source of this 2493-nucleotide messenger RNA. RefSeq names its product protein lozenge. Gene Ontology annotation, cellular component: nucleus. Gene Ontology annotation, molecular function: DNA-binding transcription factor activity, RNA polymerase II-specific; RNA polymerase II cis-regulatory region sequence-specific DNA binding; ATP binding. Lineage: Eukaryota; Metazoa; Arthropoda; Insecta; Diptera; Psychodidae. The record is from RefSeq and is a predicted model, not a curated record. Gene Ontology annotation, biological process: regulation of DNA-templated transcription. The transcript is spliced from 6 exons. Bases 497 to 2086 code for a protein of 529 amino acids.
GGUGACGACGAAUCAUCACUAUUUGAAUACAAGUUUUUACAUCCUCCACUCCAUGCGUACUGAGAAAUUCCCGCCAAAUUUCUUGUACGCUCCCAUAAGUGAUCUCUCUGAGUGUCCAUAGAUCGUAAGAACUACAACAUUCAGAUGGAAGUCUCGCGGAUAUGUUGUGGAAAAAGUAAUGCACCGUGGAAAUACCACUGAGCGCCGCCGAUGACUAAGUGGAUCUCUUGUUCAUUCACCAACUUUAGCAGCCAAUUGAUGACUAAAAUCAAUAAUUACUUGGAAAGGCAGUGAUAUUUUGGCGAAUCGGACGAUUCAAUCACCUCUUGAGGUGUUUCCCGAGAAACUACAAGUUUUGUGAGUGAUCAAAAUACCACAGUGAGCAAUUGAGUGACUCCUAGAGGAAAACCGCACAGUGAGCGAUCGAUCUUUCAAUAUUUCCUUGUGACCCACGUGAAUCUAGCCAGUCAAAAUAGCUCCACUAAAUUCCACACGAAUGCAUCUGCCAGCGUCGGGGGCAACGGCAGUGCACCAGGCAGGGGGUGGCAGCACAAACUGUGGCAACGGCGGCGGUUUAGACGCCGCCACCGCAAGUGAUUGGGGUGAUCACAAGGGGGGCAUGUUAGAGCCCCCCGGCACGAGCUGCAGUGGCUCACCGCCAGGCUCGCAAGAUCUCUGGUGGACAGAGCGGCUCGUCUUCGAGGCGCAACAAGAGUAUCCAGGAGAACUUGUUCGAACGGGAAGUCCAUAUUUCCUCUGCUCGGCCCUACCGACCCACUGGCGCUCCAAUAAAACCCUCCCGAUCGCCUUCAAGGUGGUCGCCCUUGUGGACGUCGGUGACGGCACAAUGGUGACCGUUCGGGCCGGCAAUGAUGAGAACUACUGUGCAGAAUUGCGGAAUUGCUCGGCCGUGAUGAAAAACCAAGUUGCCAAAUUCAAUGAUCUUCGAUUCGUGGGAAGAAGUGGUCGAGGGAAAAGCUUCACACUCACCAUCACCGUCUCGACGACACCACCUCAAGUGACAACGUAUAGCAAAGCAAUUAAAGUGACUGUCGAUGGUCCUCGUGAACCACGAUCGAAAACUAGUCCAACUGGUGGUCACCAAUAUCGUGCUCUAGGUCUCGGUCAGAGGCCAUUCCUCGAUGCUCCAUUUACAGGUCAUCUGAGAGAGUUGGAGCCCUAUCGACGGAAAACACCCGCCACCUCGUCCAUCAACCAGUUGCCUUCAGCCCCAACAGCCUCAAUGGGGGUUUCUGGGGGUCAUACGUCACCAUCCUCAAACGGCAUUCCGUCAUCGUCCUCCACAGUCGACUGUCAGGAUCACUAUAAGCCAAAUGCACCACAAAUACACGAGGGCAAUUUAAUCGGGGCAGCUGAAUGGGCGGGAUAUACUCCAAGCUCCACUUGCUCCACAUACUCAGCUUAUCCAGCCACCUACGGAUAUGAAGCCCAAACACCCAUAGAUCACACGAAUCUCCACCUGCCAACAGUUCUCACGGAUCAGCCUUUUUGUGCCACUGACUACCACCCCACGGCUGGUGUGAAUGCAACAAGUCACCAUCCCCAGGCCAGUUGCCACGUGAGCUCCUUCAACACCCCCGGACCGACUGCAGGACUCCCCAAAGUCACGCCCGAUUUGGAUCCCAUGAACUCCUAUGCAUCUUAUAAUGCCAACUGGUCCAACGGCUACAACAACUACCAGUACAGCUCCUGUCCUCCCCCGCCACCCCCUCCACCCCCUGCACCCCCACACCCGUCGUCCGUGCAGCACCAGUAUCCCAGUCACACGGCGCCAACGAUGCUGCUCUAUCCUCAGCUCUACUCCACCGUGAACCAGAAUCAGAUCCAUCUGCACCUGCACGGAGGUCCCGAGAAGAUCGAGCAGUACCUCAGCCCCGAGAACUCACUCACCAUCAGCUCCAUCGGGGCCGGCAGAGGCAUUGAGAUUGAGAUUGGGGGCAAUGAAGCGGCAGCCCCACCGGCUCUGAUGUCCACCGACGAACAGGAGAAUCACGCGAACGAAGACUCGACGCAACACUCGAGGGAUGUGCCAGGAGAUCCCAACAGUGUGUGGCGUCCGUACUGAAGAGAUGAAUCUGAAAAGACACUUUAUAUAGUGAGUGAAUAUACUUUGUAGGUAAAUAGAAGAUUAUAAGAAUGCUAAAAUAUCAACACACGCUGAAUUUACUAUAGUUACAUUCAAUCUCCUCACCAUCUUUCCAUCCCAUCUCAUCUCUCCUUUACAAGUGUAAAUAAAGCAUCUUAUUUAAAAAGGAAAUUACGAUAGAUAAUUCUUAGGGAAAAGAAUCUCUAUUCGCUCAAGCAAAACUGCAAUUUUGUCAACACAAAACAUAAAUUUUUCAACCUCCGUGAAGAGCAUAAUUCCGCCAUUCGCUGUAACUUGAGUGAGUGAGAAGCCAAGGAGAGACUCUGUUGAUUUAUUAAUGAAAUUUGUAUAAUGAAAGUAAAUGAAAAUAAAUAAUAUUGUGCAUA